Manis javanica (Malayan pangolin) is the source of this 3461-nucleotide messenger RNA. RefSeq names its product guanylate cyclase soluble subunit beta-2-like. The record is from RefSeq and is a predicted model, not a curated record. Gene Ontology annotation, molecular function: guanylate cyclase activity; heme binding. Gene Ontology annotation, cellular component: guanylate cyclase complex, soluble. Lineage: Eukaryota; Metazoa; Chordata; Mammalia; Pholidota; Manidae. Gene Ontology annotation, biological process: response to oxygen levels; cGMP biosynthetic process.
GAUAAAAGGCUUUGCACUUUCAGGAGGACACCACAGGCGGCGCCUCGGCCUCUGACAUCGUCAGGUCCGUGAGAUGCUGCCCUGACCAUGAGUCACACCCGAGGGGCUGUCCUGUGCCUCCGGGCAGCCUGGAGGGCUUACCUCUCCCCUCCCCUUGAGUUCAUUAUGUUUAUUUUUCGCUCCUGCACUUAGAGCAAAGCUGGCGUGUCCGGGGAAGUGCUGUAGGCCACACUCAUUGGACCUGCUUGGUGUUGGGGGGUGGUUCUGUCCUCUGAUCACAGUCCUCAGGAAGCAGGCUGCCAGAGCCUGAGGUGGGGUCAUGGGAGGGAGAGGAGGGGAGGUUUGAGGCAACACGAGAUUUCACAGAGACCGUUUGGGGUCACGUUCUGGGCCAGGUGGGCCAUGCUUGGACCACAUCCCAGGAGGGUUGGCCAGAGAGUGAGAAAGACCUCUCGGCAGGCCGUCCCAUCUGCAGCACAGCCUUCCUGCAGGAGCCUGGUGGCCUCUCCAAGUCCCAGUCUGGGCUUCUAGGGUGCCCUGGGGCCACGGGCCCUGAGACUGGCCCCCUGGGAGCUCAGCCCACACGCUUAUCACCUGGCAUGACCCUGGCACCCUCUGUACCCCCUGAGGGCUCAUCACACAGGUAGGGAACAACAGCCAUCAGUCUAAGCAGACGAAUGGGGACUCAGCCAAAGCUGCCUGGAUUUCAGGAGUCGGCCUCCCACUUAAGCCGAACUGGGAGAGAAGGCUUCCUGGAGAACCGGCCACUGGCUGCUCUGAGGGGUGACCAGGUGGGACGGGGAUGAAGGAGAUUCUGAGUUUGUGGGGAGAUCAGAUGGGAAGUGAGGGUGAGGCAUGCAGGCGGGCUGGGCGCCGCUCCAGGCUGUGUCCCAGCGCAGGGGUGUCUGCCCAGGGCUCUGAGGGCCUGUGACCUCAGGCAGGGCAGAGCGGUGGGGCUGGCGGUGGCCACCUGGGAGAGAAGUUCAGGUUUCAGGCUGCACCCCUCAGGGAAGAUGACUCCUUGGAGAAGCAGCCUUACUUUUUUCUCCCCCUGUGACCCAGGGCUGACAGUUAGCUCCCGGCUGAAGGCCCCUGGCACCUCCUGAUUUCCCCGGGGGCUGCCCGAGCCACUACAAGAUGGGCUUCUUCAGCCAGGCGGCUCUAGAGCUGGUGCCCUGCUGGACCGCCGAGCCAGGAGACGGCUGCUGGGCGACAUGCCUGAGGAGGAAGGAAGGACGGCCACAGUACGGAUUCAUCAACACCUGUCUGGAGUCGCUUGUGAAGGAGGAGUUUGGUGAAGAGACAUGGGAAAGACUGAGAGCUUCUGCACAGGUGCAGGAAGGCUUCCUGACCUACACAGUGUAUGACGACGUCAUCACCAUGUCGCUCAUCCAGGAGGCCUGCCGGAUCCUGGGUGUCUCCAUGGAGGCCCUCCUGAAGCUCUUUGGACAGCACUUCUUUAAAUUCUGCAAGAUGUCUGGUUACGACAGGAUGUUACGGACCCUGGGAGGAAAUCUCACAGAGUUUAUCGAAAACCUAGAUGCCCUCCACAGCUACCUGGCGCUCUCUUAUCAGGAGAUGAACGCACCGUCGUUCCGUGUGGAGAGAGGAGUAGAUGGGAAAACGCUCCUGCACUACUACUCUGACCGGAGGGGUCUGUGCCACAUUGUGCCAGGCAUCCUUGAGGCUGUGGCCAGAGACUUCUUUGACAUUGACGUGACCAUGGAUGUCCUUGGCAUGAAUCAGGAGGAGGAGAGGACGGGGAAGAAGGAGCACGUUGUGUUUCUGAUUGUGCAGAAGCCCCGCAGACAGGCCCUGGAGGCAGCCUUCCUUAGGAUGAAGGAGAGGUACUGGAGUGUCUCUGCUGGUCCUGUGAGGAGAUCCCGCUGGGAGGCUGUGAGAAGUGCACUCAGGCUUGGGGAAGGACGUCUCAUGAACACCUUCAUGCCGAUUUAUCCCGAGCGGCUCUGGAUUGAUGAGAAGACCUUCUGCAGCGCAGUUCCUUUCCACAUUGUCUUUGAUGAAUCCCUAAGGAUCAAGCAAGCUGGAGUGAAUAUCCAGAAGUAUGUCCCAGGACUCCUAACCCAGAAGAUCCGAUUAGACGAGUAUUUCUCCAUCAUUCAUCCCCAAGUCACCUUCGACAUAUUCAGCAUCUGCAAAUUUAUCAACAGCCAGUUUGUCCUGAAGGCACGAAGAGAAAUGAUGCCUAAAGCUUGGAAAAGCCAGCCCACGCUCAAACUCCGAGGCCAGAUGAUCUGGAUGGCGCCCACGCGGUGCAUGGUGUACAUGUGCUCCCCGAAGCUCCGCAGCCUGCGCGAGCUGGAGGAGCACGGGAUGCAUCUGUCCGACAUCGCGCCUCACGACACCACCAGGGACCUCAUCCUCCUGAACCAGCAGCGGCUGGCCGAGAUGGAGCUGUCCACCCAGCUGGAGCGGAAAAAGGAGGAGCUGCGGGUCCUCUCCAGGCACCUGGCCGCCGAAAAGAAGAAGACGGAGACCCUGCUUUAUGCCAUGCUGCCCGAGCACGUGGCCAACCAGCUGAAGGAAGGAGAAAAGGUCGCUGCAGGAGAAUUCAAGACCUGCACCAUCCUUUUCAGUGACGUGGUGACGUUCACCAACAUCUGUGCUGCCUGCGAACCGAUCCAAAUAGUGAAUAUGCUGAACUCAAUGUACUCCAGGUUUGACAGGUUAACGAGCGUCCACGAGGUCUACAAAGUGGAGACCAUAGGAGACGCCUACAUGGUGGUGGGGGGCGUCCCGGUGCCCGUCAGAAACCACGCUCAGAGAGUGGCCAACUUCGCCUUGGGAAUGAGGACGUCUGCGAGAGAGGUGAUGAAUCCUGUCACCCGGGAGCCCAUCCAGAUCAGAGUGGGUAUCCACACAGGACCAGUCUUAGCAGGUGUGGUUGGGGACAAGAUGCCCCGGUACUGCCUGUUUGGAGACACUGUGAACACAGCUUCCAGAAUGGAAAGUCACGGGCUGCCCAACGAAGUGCACCUCAGUCCUGCCACCUACAGAGCCCUGGAAAACCAAGGGUUUGAAAUAAUCGAAAGAGGUGAAAUCGAAGUGAAGGGUAAAGGGAAAAUGACCACUUACUUUCUGGUCCGGAGCCUGAGCGCCUCCGAGGACGAGGUCCAGGGCAGGCCUGCAGCGCGGCUGGACAGCGCGGCUUCUGACGAAUCAACACCGGAAGGGAUUCCGGGGGCAGGACCGGACUCCAUGGAGUCGGCUGCGGGACAAUGGUUUUCAGCCCAGAUGAAGACGCACCCCUUUCCCACUGACACUCUGCCUUCUGGUUUCUGCGCUCUGUUGUAACCCGGGUAAAAUGAACCCCUCAGCUUAGUUUUCCCGCUACUCAGUUUUAUAGCCACAAAGAAAAGUGCCUUCUUGUCAUCUCUCAGCUCAAAACUUUUUAAAGCUAUGUCUCUUCCUCACUGUCCCUUUGAGAAUAAAAGUCUAGA